UGCCCCAGCUGAGCCACGGCUGAUCCGAUCGCAUUCUCAAUCUCGCGCGCAUUGCCACCCUCCUCGGUCGACACUCCCGGUGCUCCGCGAAUCUGGAAUCUGCGAGGUUUUGGGCUUCCACGAGCUUCGUCCCGAAUCCUGAGUCCUGUUCCCGCGGGUGCGGCGUUUGUUUGGGUGUCUCGAGUGUGCCACUGCCGCGCGCAUGUAUCCGACCGAGAGCGCUGCUUCGGGAGCGGGAGACAGCAGGCUCCGGCCCUCGCCGCUGCUCCGCGUAGCAGUCACGCUUCUAGUCCUCCAGUGCGCUGUUGAUUACUGUCUCGCCGCCAGCGUCCCCACAUCCGCCAAACAAGACACCAACAUGGUCGAUCAGUAUUUGAACAAGAAGUACAAGCUCGAUUCCAGCGAGAACUUCGAGGAAAUCAUGAAAGCCCUCGGCGUGGGUCUGUUCACGCGGAAGGUCGGAGCAGCAGUCUCGCCGGUGAUGGAGCUGACCAAGAACGGAGACACGUACACGCUGACGUCCAAGUCGACGUUCAAGGACACGACGACCAAUUUCAAGCUCGGCGAAGAGUUCGACGAAGAGACGCCCGACGGCCGCAACGUCAAGUCCGUCAUCACGCAGGAGGGCAACAAGCUCAUCCAGAUCCAGAAGGGCGACAAGGUCACCAAGAUCAUCCGCGAGUUCACCCCCGAAGAAGUCAAAAUGGUAUUGACUGUGGAUGACAUCACUUGCACCCGUAUCUACAAGCCAGUAGAAUGAUGAUCCUCACUGACAGAUGUAAAUUUGACAGCGCUUUGAUCCUAAGUCGAAGCAAUUUAGGUUAAGCCUCAUUAAGUUACUGAACUGAUUUUUAUAUGUGAUAAAAGAAUCUUACCUACUUUAAGCCAUUGCCCCUCAGAAGUUGCCCCUCUUUUUUUUAUUAAUAUUUAUUUUUUUAUUUAAAGAGCGUCUCAAAAGCCAAUGAAUAAGCUAAAGAAUUACCCAACUUCUCAUUAUGAUUAAGACAUUAAAUUCUUAAUUUUGUACACAUUUAUAUAAAAUAUACAUUAAGCUUAAGAAUUUUAAG
This is a messenger RNA of Bemisia tabaci, 1067 nucleotides long. It is a transcript of the gene fabp, whose product is annotated as fatty acid binding protein. The record is from RefSeq and is a predicted model, not a curated record. Gene Ontology annotation, molecular function: lipid binding. NCBI's taxonomy places the organism in Eukaryota, Metazoa, Arthropoda, Insecta, Hemiptera, Aleyrodidae.